GUGUAUCCAUGACGCACUUUCUAUCAUUCUGAGACUGCGGACGAGAACUCGGGUGCCCGGUGUCCGCCGACAGCGCAUGCGCCUGAGUGCUCACGAGAAGGGAGGAGGCAAGACAAUGCAAGGAAGAGCAUAGACAGCAAGGCGCAGGUUUCCGACCUCCUUAUCUGCUCCUCUGCGCUGGCACGAGCGGAGCCGCUCCGAGCUUUCCUGUGGUUGACGUAAAAAGGAAGGAACCCAACGACAGAGAGAAAGCAAGCGGAAUCCCGGACAUGUCGCAGACAGCCAUGUCAGAGACUUACGAUUUCCUUUUCAAGUUCUUGGUCAUUGGAAAUGCUGGAACGGGCAAAUCAUGCCUUCUCCAUCAGUUUAUUGAAAAGAAAUUUAAAGAAGACUCAAAUCACACGAUAGGGGUAGAAUUUGGAUCCAAAAUCAUAAAUGUUGGUGGAAAAUAUGUCAAGUUGCAAAUAUGGGAUACUGCUGGGCAAGAGAGAUUCAGGUCUGUUACAAGAAGUUAUUAUAGAGGUGCUGCUGGAGCUUUGCUUGUUUAUGAUAUCACCAGCCGAGAAACCUAUAAUGCUCUUACCAACUGGCUGACAGAUGCACGAAUGCUGGCUAGCCAAAAUAUUGUAAUUAUUCUGUGUGGGAACAAAAAAGAUUUAGAUGCUGACCGAGAAGUCACAUUUUUAGAAGCUUCUCGAUUUGCACAAGAAAACGAACUAAUGUUUUUGGAAACCAGCGCGCUAACAGGAGAAAAUGUGGAGGAAGCAUUUGUACAGUGUGCAAGAAAAAUUUUAAAUAAAAUUGAAUCAGGUGAACUAGACCCAGAAAGGAUGGGCUCCGGCAUUCAGUAUGGAGACGCUGCCUUGAGACAGUUGAGGUCACCACGUCGAGCACAGGCCCAAAGUGCUCAGGAAUGUGGCUGUUAAGAUCGUAUCCAUGAACC
Molecule: messenger RNA, 943 nt
Organism: Spea bombifrons (plains spadefoot toad)
Lineage: Eukaryota; Metazoa; Chordata; Amphibia; Anura; Pelobatidae
Gene: RAB4A
Product: RAB4A, member RAS oncogene family
Exons: 7
Coding region: 270-926 (218 amino acids)
Biological process (GO): regulation of endocytosis; Rab protein signal transduction
Cellular component (GO): endosome
Molecular function (GO): GTPase activity; GTP binding
Source: RefSeq, a predicted model, not a curated record